Messenger RNA from Vanrija pseudolonga, 1022 nucleotides. RefSeq lists its product as uncharacterized. The transcript has 4 exons. NCBI's taxonomy places the organism in Eukaryota, Fungi, Basidiomycota, Tremellomycetes, Trichosporonales, Trichosporonaceae. Bases 115 to 816 code for a protein of 233 amino acids. The record is from RefSeq and is a predicted model, not a curated record.
CCAUCACUUCUUACUUCUUCAUCAUCUAUCUCAACUCACAUCCUUUCUUCUACUUUGCUGCUCGAUCAACUCUAGACGCCCACUCGCACUCUCCAUCCCCAAACAUCCACCACAAUGCUCACCAAGGUCCUUGCCUUUGCCGUCCUCGCGGCCACUGCCCUCGCGCAGUACACGAUCAACACCCCCGCUGCCCUCACCGAGUGCCAGCCCUCGCUCAUCACCUGGGUCGGUGGCCAGGCCCCCUUCAUCCUCUCGGCCAUCCCCGCCGGCCAGACGGGCGCCGCCGCCAUCGCCAACAUUGCCGAGGGCAUCAACGCCAACCAGUUCUCGUGGACCGUCAACCUCCCCGUCAACACGGCGCUUACCCUCAAGCUCGUCGACGCGACUGGUAACACUGCCUACACCUCGCCCCUGACCGUCUUCAAGGGCUCGUCGACCGCCUGCCUCACCGGCGGCGGUUCGAGCGGCGGCGCCUCGAGCGGUGCUCCUGCUGCCUCGUCGUCGGGUGCCCCCGCUGCCUCGUCGUCGGGCGCUCCUGCUGCCUCGUCGUCGGGCGCCCCCGCCGGCACCACCUCGAGCGGCGCUCCCGCCGGCACCAGCGCUGCCCCCGCCGCCUCGUCGGGCGGUGCCUCGGCUUCGGCUGGCGGUGCCACCACCUCGUCCGUCUCGCACGCCGCCUCGGGUUCGGGUGCCGCCUCGGGCUCUACCUCGGCCGCCCCCUCCGCCUCGGCCUCGAAGCCCUCGUCGGCCGCCCGCACCGCCGUCGCCGCCCUCCCCCUCGUCGCCGCCGGUGUCGCCGCCGCCUACUUCCUUUAAAGCGCCGGGAAGUAAAGCCUAGUUAUGGCUGGUUGGUGCUCGCUCGAGCUUGCAUAGCUACGCAACUGGACAUGUCCCCGCCUCGCCCUGCCCCCACCCUCCUUCCAUUCACGCUGUCAUUUACGACAGGCCAGAUCCAACAUUAAUCGUAAAUCUCUCUUUUGCUAUACUCUUCGUAACGUGACGUGCAGAGAUGUUCGCUGAGA